Exophiala spinifera is the source of this 609-nucleotide messenger RNA. RefSeq lists its product as uncharacterized. Gene Ontology annotation, molecular function: structural constituent of ribosome. The record is from RefSeq and is a predicted model, not a curated record. Gene Ontology annotation, cellular component: mitochondrial large ribosomal subunit. Lineage: Eukaryota; Fungi; Ascomycota; Eurotiomycetes; Chaetothyriales; Herpotrichiellaceae. The transcript has a single exon. Bases 1 to 609 code for a protein of 202 amino acids.
AUGCAGUCUACAGCCGUAUUCUCGUCGCCGUCAACGGCAUCAGGCCGUUUCUACAAGCUCUGCGCCCAAAUACUACAACCUUCGACUCGGCGACACCAAUCGUCCUAUCGUCGGGCAAGAUCGAAGCUCAACGUGAAACCAGAUGCUUCGUUCUUGCCUUCCAAGACCGAGCAACACGACCACAUCCUCUUCAAUCCUCCUCCGAGCAUGCCCAAUGUCUACCACACGCCCAAUAUUUUUCUCCCCGACAACGACCGAAGGAAAAUCAUACCGGACCGCGAGACUCGCGAGGCACAGUUGUUGCUCAGCGAGCGCAUACCUGCUAUUAAAGGACAGCAAGAGAAGAGAUACCACCUGACAGCGAAGGAUGUGGAAGAGAUGAGGGCCCUGCGAAAAGCAGCUCCGUUAGAAUGGAGCGUCAACAAACUAUCCAAAAAAUUCGACUGUUCUCCAAUAUUUGCCAUGUAUGCCACGGAAGGGCUCGCACCAGAAAAACAAGAGAUGCAGAAGACAGUAACCAAGAUUGUCAAGUCGAGAUGGGGAAAGAAGAGACGAGAGGCACGCGAGGAUCGAGAACUACGUAAAGAGAAGUGGUACAGGGACGAAUAA